AUGGGCGGGACCCGGCUCCGCCUACCUCCAGCUCUGGAGAGCGCUCGGGAGCAGCCAGCCUGGCAAAGAUACCUGACCCGCGGCUGGUAUGGAACGACUCCCCGUUAGGUUGCUGCGCGGCAGCGGAAUGCUAAGAAGACACUUCCCAACUUGCCUGAGUUCCUGGAAAACGCCUCCUCACGUCCUAAGGUCUUCGCAGUCAGAAGCUCUACUCAAAGUAAGGAAUAAUGCACUGCUCUCUGCUCCACUGCAGACAUUUACAGAUGACGAAAUGAUGAUUAAGAGCACAGUUAAAAAAUUUGCACAGGAACAAAUUGCUCCUUUGGUUUCAAACAUGGAUGAAAAUUCAAAAAUGGAGAAAUCAGUAAUACAAGGAUUAUUUCAACAAGGGUUGAUGGGUAUUGAAGUUGAUGCACAGUAUGGAGGAACAGGGGCUUCAUUUUUUUCCUCCAUCAUAGUGAUAGAGGAAUUAGCCAAAGUUGAUGCAUCUGUGGCUCUCCUAUGUGAUCUUCAGAACACAGUCAUUAAUAAGCUGAUUGCAAAAUAUGGAACAGAAGAACAAAAGGCCACCUACUUGCCUAAGCUGAUUACAGAAGAUCUGGGAUGCUUUUGCCUUUCGGAGGCUGGAGCAGGCAGUGACUCUUUUGCUUUGAAGACCAGAGCUGAUAAAAAGGGAAAUUAUUAUGUCAUCAAUGGGUCAAAGAUGUGGAUUAGCAAUGCAGGGGAUGCAGAUCUCCUCGUGGUUUUUGCAAACGUAGACCUUACUGCUGGUUAUAAAGGAAUCACCUGCUUCUUAGUAGAUCGCAGUACAGAAGGCCUUCAUGUAGGGAAAUCAGAAAACAAAUUGGGGAUCAGAGCUUCUUCCACCUGCCCAAUAACAUUUGAAAAUGUCAAGGUUCCAGAAACGAAUAUCUUGGGACAAGUUGGGCAUGGUUAUAAAUAUGCAAUAGGAAUUCUUAAUGAAGGUAGAAUAGGAAUUGCUGCACAGAUGCUGGGCCUGGCCCAAGGAUGCUUUGACUACACCAUUCCAUAUAUUAAAGAAAGGGAACAGUUUGGCAGAAGAAUAUUUGAUUUUCAGGGGCUCCAACACCAAGUGGCUUAUGUGGCAACCCAGCUGGAAGCGACAAGGUUACUGACAUACAACGCUGCCAGGCUUGUAGAAGCUGGGAGGCCAUUCAUAAAAGAAGCCGCGAUGGCCAAAUAUUACGCAUCAGAGACAGCAGGGCUCACAACUGGUAAAUGUAUCGAGUGGAUGGGAGGAGUAGGCUAUAUCAAAGAUUACCCUGUAGAAAAAUACUUCCGAGAUGCAAAGAUUGGUACAAUAUAUGAAGGAGCUAGCAAUAUCCAGCUGAACACCAUUGCAAAGCACAUUGAUACAGAAUACUGACAUCUUUAAGAUCGGGCCCCUCCCUCGUAUCACUGGUGUGACAUUUCAAACUACUGUGCCUUGUUGGAGGAGUAAGGCUCCACAGGACUGCGGGGUUUCAUGGAGGCCCCAGAUGUGAUCCUCUGGCUUUGCCCUUCCUUUUUCCUCUUUCCAGUCUGCUUCAAUUAGACACAAGAAAUCAUUUCUAAAAUUUGGGAGAUGUGUACCCCUAUUUUCUCCAAAACUGUUUUAAACUUCUGUACAUGUUCAUAUUAUCAUCUACUUUCAGAAUAUAUAGAAGUUUCAUUCCAUCAACAUCUGGAAAAAUGAAGACAUUUGAAGUACUACAGAAAUAGUUAUUUUAUACUCCUUCUAAAUCUUUAUAUCGUGGUACCAGUCAGAGCAACAUUUGUUACAGCAGUCAGUUUUUAUUAAAUACUUUAUAGAUUCAGCUGUAAGUUGCUAAAUGAGGCAGAAACUGAUAAAAAUUUGUUUGAAAAAUCUAAAACUUCUAGUAGUGAAUAUCAGAAUGGAUGGAAAAUAAGAGUGCAACUUUGUAGUUCAUAUAAUUGAAAAAAAUACACUUUUUAAUCAAGUAAAACAAUAUA
Molecule: messenger RNA, 1974 nt
Organism: Fukomys damarensis (Damara mole-rat)
Lineage: Eukaryota; Metazoa; Chordata; Mammalia; Rodentia; Bathyergidae
Gene: Acadsb
Product: acyl-CoA dehydrogenase short/branched chain
Exons: 11
Coding region: 89-1387 (432 amino acids)
Cellular component (GO): mitochondrion
Molecular function (GO): acyl-CoA dehydrogenase activity; flavin adenine dinucleotide binding
Source: RefSeq, a predicted model, not a curated record